UAUAUGUAUCCAUCUCUCUGUGUCUUUCUUUCUCUCACUCUCUCUGUCUUUCUAUCUCUCUCUAUCUAUGUAUCUCUCUCUCUCUGUCUUUCUUUCUCUCACUCUUUCUGUCUUUCUAUCUCUCUCUAUCUAUGUAUCUCUCUCUCUCUAUGUAUCCAUCUCUUUCUGUCUUUCUUUCUCUGUUUCUUUCUAUGUAUAUCUAUAUCUCUAUCUUUCUUUCUCUCUGUCUUAAUCUCUCUGUAUUUAUCGCUCUCUUUUUCUCUCUCUCUCUCUCUCUCUAUUUCUGUAUGUAUCUCUCUCUCUCUUUCUGUAUGUAUCUCUCUCUCGCAUUCCCCGUCCCUCUUUCCCUCUGUUGAUGACAAACGGUUCGCACGGGCUCUAGAGCGGCAGUUGAGAUUUCCGCGCGCCAGUUGGUGGAAAUAGAUUCUCUGGAGCAGUUUCGAAUCGGUUUCUCUACUGUUGGCACCAGACAGCCGCCAAACAUCUUUACCAACGUCAUCUUGACAAACGUAACUACUAAGUAGUCUAGCCCAUCUUGGUAACUGCAGUUCUUAGUCUACAGCUUUUACGCGUUGGAAGCUUGGAAGGAAACUAAAACUUCUGUUUUCUCGUGUUUUUAAUGUUGUUACAGUUAAAUAUGCAAGCUUUUGUCGCUUGGAUUCUCAUGUAUGGAGUGACAGCAGGAACUUCGUUCAACAUCUCAGAGGAGAAGACGAACUGCCCCCUAGGAUAUUUCCCUUGUGGCAACCUGAGCAUGUGCCUGCCCCAGCUCAUGCACUGCAAUGGCGUCGAUGACUGUGGAAAUGAAGCGGACGAGGAGAACUGUGGAGAUAACAACGGAUGGCCCCAUCUUUUUGACAAGUAUUUUGGGAUGCCCAUCAUCGACAUCGGGACCAAGUCCGAUAAAUGCUUGCUGGGGGCUGUUCCAGAGCUGUGCCAGUGCAGAGACCUGGAGCUGGACUGUGACGGCGCCCAGUUUCACCAUGUCCCAGCAGUGUCCAUUAACGUCACCAUGAUGUCACUGCAAAGGAACCGACUCCGGAUAUUGAAUGGUGACAUAUUCUAUAAGUACCAGAGUCUUCAGAAAUUAUAUCUACAACAUAACAGAAUCCGAGCUGUGAGCCCUAAUGCAUUCAGAGGACUGUACAAUCUAACAAGACUAUAUUUAAGCUACAACAAGAUAUCCAUCCUGAUGCCUGGGGUGUUCCAAGAUCUACACAAACUGGAGUGGUUGAUCCUUGAAAACAACAGUAUCCAUCAGAUAUCCCCCACAACCUUUUCAGGCUUGCGCUCCUUGGUACUCCUGGUUUUGUUGAACAACGCUCUGACAAAGCUGGAUGACAUCUGCCUGGAAAUGCCAAGACUUAACUGGCUGGACAUGGAGGGGAAUCAAAUCGAAAGUGUUGGAAACGUAACAUUCUGGUCAUGCAACAUGAUGACUGUGCUCGUCCUACAGAGUAACAGAAUCAGUCACAUACAUGAACAGGCUUUUUCAUUUCUGCAAAAACUUGGGGAAUUAGAUCUGUCCAGCAACAGACUCCUGGCAAUCCCUCCCAAUCUCUUUGUUCAUCUGGGAGAUUUACUACAGCUAAACAUCUCGUAUAACCCUAUCGCGGAUCUACAAACUGACCACUUUGAUAACUUGCAUAAAUUGAAAUCAUUGAGCAUAGAGGGAAUUGAGAUUGGGAACAUACAGCGAAGGAUGUUUGAACCACUCAAACACUUGACCCACAUUUACUUUAAGAAGUUCCAGUACUGUGGGUACGCCCCUCAUGUGCGCAGCUGCAAGCCCAACACGGAUGGUAUCUCCUCCUUCGAGGACCUCCUGGCCAACAUCGUCCUGAGGGUCUUCGUCUGGGUGGUGUCGGCCACCACGUGCUUCGGCAACAUCUUUGUCAUCUGCAUGCGCUCCUACAUCCGAUCGGAGAACAAGCUCCAUGCCAUGUGUAUAAUCUCCUUGUGUUGUGCCGAUGGCCUGAUGGGUGUCUACCUCUUCAUGAUCGGCGCCUAUGAUCUCAAGUUCCGCGGCGAGUACAACCGCCACGCCCAGGCCUGGAUGGACAGCGUCCAGUGUCAGGUGAUCGGCUCCCUCGCCAUGCUCUCCACUGAGGUCUCCGUCCUGCUGCUCACCUACCUCACCCUGGAGAAGUACAUCUGUAUCGUCUACCCCUUCCGGUAUCUAACCCCGGGCCGCCGGCGCACCGUCUCUAUUCUCCUCAGCAUCUGGUUUAUUGGCUUCGUCAUCGCCUUCCUCCCCCUGGUCUUCAAAGGAUUGUUCCAGAACUUCUACGGUACCAACGGCGUGUGUUUUCCGUUACACUCGGAGCAGCCCGAGACGACAGGGGCGCAGGUGUACUCCAUCGUCAUUUUCCUGGGCCUGAACCUGGUAGCGUUCCUCAUAAUCGUAUUGUCUUAUGGGAGUAUGUUCUACAACAUCCAGAGGACAGGGACACAGACGACUAAAUAUAGUAACCAUAUCAAGAACGAGGUGACCAUAGCCAAGAGGUUCUUUUCCAUCGUCAUCACAGACUCCCUUUGCUGGAUACCCAUCUUUGUUCUCAAGAUUCUAUCACUGUUGCAGGUGGAGAUUCCAGGAACCAUCAGCUCCUGGGUGGUGAUCUUCAUCCUGCCCAUCAACAGUGCCCUCAACCCCAUCCUGUACACCUUGACCACACGGCCAUUCAAAGAGACCAUCCUCCAGGUGUGGGCCAACUACAGGCAGAGGAGACCACUUAUGAGCAGCCACCCAGCCCACCACCCCUCAUUGACGUUGCAGGAGAUGUGGCCACUCCAAGAGAACAACCAGACUCUGACUUCGCCCGGCGACAACCUGACGCAUCCCUUGGAAAUGUCCUGCACAAUCUCGUGCACGUCAGGCACGUCUCAGCCACUGCCUGUGGAAAGUACAAACCCCAAAUAAUGCCCUUCAGGUUCAACAAUUUGCCCGGCAGAGAGGGAGGAGCGGCUUGACUCCCACGCAGGUCUUUUUUUUAUGCCGACGUUUCAUGUGCAAUAGUAUGUUUACAGCAUGUUGAUUGUUGUAGAGUUGAUAAUAUUCUUCCUCUGUGAUUUAUACAGACAUCAAAGGAGCUCAUUGGUACACUUUGGACUAUGUGCCGUUCUACACUGUUGAGGAUUAGACCUUGGCUUUGUUCAUGCUUUCAGUUCCAUGUGAUUAUUGACACACUUCUAUGAUUUAUGGUUAUAAGAAAAAACAUCAAUCAUCAUUCCCAUAAACAUGAAUUUCUGUAAAGUCCACCACUCUUCAUGCACAGACUAGACUGUACAGAGUAUUGUAUAUAAUAAAUCAAUCAUUCUCUGUUCUGGAAUGGGAUGUUUCGUCAUGUACAGUACCAGUCAAAAGUUUGGACACACCUACUCAUUCCAGGGGUUUUCUUUAUUUGUACUGUUUUCUACAUUGUAGAAUAAUAGUGAAGACAUCAAAACUAUGAAAUAACACAAAUGGAAUCAUGUAGUAAUCAAAAAAGUGUUAAACAAAUCAAAAUAUAUUUUAUGUUUGAGAUUCUUCAAAAUAACCACCCUUUGCCUUGAAGAAAGCUUUUCACACUCUUGGCAUUCUCUGAACCAUCAUCAUGAGGUAGUCGCUUGGAAAACAUUUCAAUUAACAGGUGCUCCUUGUUUAAAGUUAAUUUGUGGAGUUUCUUUCUUUCUUAAUGCGUUUGAGCCAAUCAGUUGUGUUGUGACAAGGCUGGGGUGGUAUACAGAAGAUAGCCCUAUUUGGUAAAAGACUAAGUCCAUAUUAUGGCAAGAACAGCUCAAAUAAGCAAAGAGAAAUGACAGUCCAUCCUUACUUUAAGACAUAAAGGUCAGUCAAUGCGGAAAACUUCAAAAACUUUGAAAGUUUCUUCAAGUGCAGUCACAAAAACCAUCAAAUGCUAUGAUGAAACUGGUUCUCAUGAGGAAGAAAUGAAGACCCAGAGUUACUUCUGCUGCAGAUGAUAAGUUCAUUAGAGUUACCAGCCUCAGAAAUUGCAUCCCAAAUAUAUGCUUCACGGAGUUCAAGUAACAGACACAUCUCAAAAUCAACUGUUCAGAGGAGACUGUGUGAAUCAGGCCUUCAUGAUCAAAUUGCUGAAAAUAAACCACUACUAAAGGACACCAAUAAGAAGAAGACACUUGCUUGGGCCAAGAAACACAUUAGACCUGUGGAAAUCUGUCCUUUGGUCUGAUGAGUCCAAAUUUGAGAUUUUUAGACCAAAACGCUGUGUCUUUUUGAGACGCAGCAUAGGUGAACGGAUAAUCUCCGCAUGUGUGAUUCCCACCAUGAAGCAUGGAGGAGGUGUGAUGGUGUGGGGGUGCUUUGCUGGUGACAAUGUCUGUGAUUUAUUUAGAAUUCAAGGCACACUUAACCAGCAUGGCUACCACAGCAUUCUGCAGCGACACACCUUUGCAUCUGGUUUAUGUGUAGUGGGACUAUAAUUUGUUUUUCAACAAGAAGGCAAGUGAUGGAGUGCUGCAUCAGAUGACAUGGCCUCCACAAUCCCCCGAUCUCAACCAAAUUGAGAUGGUUUGGGAUGAGUCGGACCGCAGAGAGAAGGAAAAGCAGCCAACAAGUCUUCAGCAUAUGUGGGAACUCCUUCAAGACUGUUUUGAAAAUAAUUCCAGGUGAAGCUGGUUGAGAGAAUUCCUAGAGUAUGCAAAGCUGUCAUCAAGGCAAAGGGUGGCUACUAUAAUAUAAAAUAUAUUUUGAUUUGUUUAACACUUUUUGGUUACUACAUGAAGGAGUUCCAUAUGUGUUAUUUCAUAGUUUCCGAUGU
Salvelinus fontinalis (brook trout) is the source of this 4778-nucleotide messenger RNA. RefSeq names its product relaxin receptor 1-like. The transcript has 18 exons. Gene Ontology annotation, molecular function: G protein-coupled receptor activity; protein binding. Gene Ontology annotation, cellular component: membrane. NCBI's taxonomy places the organism in Eukaryota, Metazoa, Chordata, Actinopteri, Salmoniformes, Salmonidae. Gene Ontology annotation, biological process: G protein-coupled receptor signaling pathway. The record is from RefSeq and is a predicted model, not a curated record. Bases 620 to 2920 code for a protein of 766 amino acids.